GGUGAGGCGGGCGCGGUGGCGGCCGAGCUGGAGGCGCGGCGCAGCGGCGAGACGCGGCGGCUGGUGCUGUCACGGCGGCUGUCGGGCCCGCUGCCGCCGGGGCUGGCGCGCUGGUUCCCGGCGCUGGAGGUGCUGGACGUGAGCGGCACCGGGCUGGCGGCGCUGGGGGCCGAGCUGCUGGAGCUGCCGCGGCUCCGCACCCUGCUGGCCAAGAACAACCGGCUGGGCGGGCCCGGCGCGCUGCCCAAGGGGCUGGGGCAGGCCCCGCUCGCCCGCUCCCUGCGCGUCCUCAACCUCAGCGGCAACCGCUUCGCCGAGCUGCCCGCCGCGCUGCUGGGCCUGCGGGGGCUGCAGAGCCUCAGCCUGGGCGGCAACCGGCUACACAGCAUCCCGCCCGAGAUCCAGGCCCUCAACAGUUUAGAGUUUUUGUACCUUGGAGGGAAUUUCAUUACUUCUAUCCCACCUGAGUUAGCAAACCUGCCUUCUCUAAGUUACCUAGUGCUGUCUGACAACAAGAUCCAGAGUAUUCCUCCUCAGCUGGCACAGUUGCAUUCCCUACGUUCCCUUAGCCUUCACAACAACCUACUGACAUACCUCCCCCGGGAGAUCCUCAACCUGGUUCACCUGGAAGAGCUGAGUUUGCGAGGGAACCCACUGGUUGUUCGCUUUGUCCGUGAUCUGACUUACAAUCCCCCAAGUCUCCUGGAACUAGCUGGACGCACCAUGAAAACCCGCAACAUUCCCUAUGCUCCCAGUGAUCUCCCAGGGAAUCUUGUCAGAUAUUUGAGCCUGGCCAGCAACUGCCCCAAUCCUAAGUGUGGAGGUGUCUACUUCGACAGCUGUGUCCGACAAAUCAAGUUUGUUGACUUCUGUGGGAAGUACCGCCUGCCGCUGAUGCACUAUCUGUGCUCCCCAGAAUGCUCCUCCCCCUGCAGCUCCGCCUCUCAGAGCUCCACUUCCCAAAGCGAGUCUGACUCAGAGGAUGAAGCCAUUGUUGCUGCACACAGGAUGCAGAAAGUUCUUCUUGGAUAAAGGGGAGUGGUGGACUAGAAGAAAAACAUGUCACUAAAGCAAUAGUGGAAAUGCAGAGCCGGAGGCUCUUCCCUGAGGGGCUCAUUAGAAACAGUCCUGUAAGCAGCAGCACAUCUGAGCAAAUCUAGAAUUGCUUGGUAUGAUGCUGCUUAGAAGAACUAACUCAAUGCCUUGCCUACAUGGGGAUGUUGUGGGGCUAGAGUUAUCACUAAACUACCAUAAAGAUCUGUGUAAAGGGGAUCGGGGAGAGCAGACCUGCCAUGUCUGGGAAACCUGUCUAAAGGGGUUUUUGAUAGCAUGACACUUCGCUACUGUGAUUGGCUUAGCACCAUAUGAAGCAAAGAAGACUGUUCUUGUUCUGGGAUAUUACACUACGGUAAAUCAGCGAGAAUGUAACUGUGCUAUUCUGGGUAUAUGCUGUAUUUAUCAUGUAUCAUGUUUCAACACUCUGCUCUCUCCCUUGAUUUCCGCUUACAUAUUUACAUACUCCCCCAAAAAAUUAAAUUUCUUUUUGUUGGGGAUGGAUUUUUUGAAGAUCUGAGUACUGUCUUCCUUUGUUCCAGACUUAGGGUCUUCAUCUACUGUAGAUGUUAGUUUAUUACAGCCCUAGAAUUGAGCCGGUUUGAUAUUUAUCUCCCUUUUUAUACUAGGCUGCUGUUAGUGUCUCCUUCUGACUCAUCCUUAUCUCCUCUUUGCAACUGGUGCAUCGGUGUUCUCAUGUUGAUUGAGAAUACAUGCAAAGCAUCUCACUGAGCCUUGCCACCAGUACAGAUAUACAGCCAUAUGCCCCUGUCUAAAGGACGAAGUGCAUUGCCCUCCACUGUACUUUAAACUCAUCUGGCCCCAGUGGAGCAAAUGUGCACCUAAACUUGUGUAAAUUCCAUAGUGCCUCUCACUUGAUCUUUCUGUUGUGUCCUCUUAUUGAGGAUAGCUUCUUUUCACUUUUUACAAUAUAACUUUGCAUAUUGGAGGCCACGCACUAAGGCUGUCAUUGCCUACAUUAGGCGUUAAGCAAAAUCUCUGUGUGAGAAUCUUAUUCCAUGGUUUCAGCAACUUGUGCCUUGAAAAAGCUUACUACUUUCCUUCAGCUGAAAUACAGAGUAAGGAACAUUGCAGAGCACUAUUCUUCCUUACCCCCCAUCCCAGUAUGAAAAGAGAAGCUGGUAGGUGGAAGUGGAAGGCAAGCUACUUUGAGCAUGUUGUGUGGGAGACAAGUUGGUGUUGAAGGCUGUUGUAUAUUUAUUAAUUUUGCAUUCACUCUUGUUCAUGCAAUCCUUUGCAUUGUUCAGAUAAUGUAUUCACGUACCUUAAACUGUAUUUAAAGGAAAACUGCAGUGAUUAGAUAUAAUUCUGUAGCUAAAUAUUUAAUACACAUCUUUUAAAGAGUUAAUGAAAUUGACAGGUACUUCCAUCUCUUUGCCAAGGAGAGCUGAUGGUGAGUUUCUGAGUGCAGGUAGUUAAUGUGAACAGUGGGAUCAUGGUUUUAAA
Messenger RNA from Chrysemys picta bellii (western painted turtle), 2520 nucleotides. It is a transcript of the gene LRRC58, whose product is annotated as leucine rich repeat containing 58. Gene Ontology annotation, molecular function: protein binding. Gene Ontology annotation, biological process: signal transduction. Lineage: Eukaryota; Metazoa; Chordata; Testudines; Emydidae. The record is from RefSeq and is a predicted model, not a curated record.